This is a messenger RNA of Callithrix jacchus (white-tufted-ear marmoset), 11067 nucleotides long. RefSeq names its product alpha 1,3-galactosyltransferase 2 (gene A3GALT2). Gene Ontology annotation, cellular component: membrane; Golgi apparatus; vesicle. The record is from RefSeq and is a predicted model, not a curated record. NCBI's taxonomy places the organism in Eukaryota, Metazoa, Chordata, Mammalia, Primates, Cebidae. Gene Ontology annotation, molecular function: hexosyltransferase activity. Gene Ontology annotation, biological process: carbohydrate metabolic process.
ACUUCCCCUGGGGAGGGAAUAGGAGACUGUACAAAAUGACAGAGCCUCCAGCCAACCAGAGGUGGUUUACUCAGACCCACCCUCUUCCAGGGUGUUGCCAGCCCCACUCCACCUUGGGGCCAGCUUCCCAAAAAGGUCCCACCCCCAGCAGGUCCCGUGCAGGCAGUCCAUCCUGACUGCUCUUGUGGGUGCAGCUCCUGAGGCAGAGGAGCAGGAGCUGCUUGGUCCAGGUCUGCAGGAACAGGCCAUUUCUUCCCUGGCUCUGAGCUGGGAAAGUUUGCUCCCAGCCAUCCUACCACCUUCCCCAUAUGGCUCUCGAGGGACUCAGGUGAGUGGGGGCAACGGUGUGGAGAGGAAGAAAGUGUGGGGACAGCUGAGCUAAGAGGGAUCCAGUCUGAUGGCCAAAACAAUACCAAGGGGAGGUGCCAGAGCCAGCCCUGGAGUGUACUAGCUGAGCCUCUGGUCUUGGGGAAAGGCCGCUCCAAGAGGGGACGUUGCCCUAGGAGAAGAAAGGCAGCUCCAAGAGGGGACAUUGCCCUAGGAGAAGAAAGACAAUCCAUGUGGAUGGACAUUGGGGUGGGGGAGGCUGUAUUCCAUGAGAUUUUGUAGCCAAUAAAAAGUUGGAUUUCUCUUGCUUCUCUUAAUGCCAAACUCCCUUGGUGAGCCAGAAAGCAAAGGACCAGGGGCACAUUCCCUCCCCCACUAUAACUGAGAGCUCCCUCUAUCCCCACUGGGACUGAUGGUCCAGAACUAGGAACCUGUGCCCCCUUAAGACCUACUGACUAAUCUUUAACCCUUUCUUUAAGGCAAGGAGAGUGGGAAGCAGAGCACAGGGUGGAGCUUGAGGGACCACUUUCUGCAGGUAGUAUCUGAACAAGAAACGUGGAGGAGUGGGCCGGUCAGGGGCCUCCAGAGACUAAGGGCUCCCAGGCCAGGGGAUGGGAGGGGCAGGAGGAGCUGGUGGGUCCUACCACAGGAAUUCACAAGGCCUGACCACAAGAAUUCACAAGACCAACUCUGCCUCUGUGCCCUGGCUGAGGCCCAGAGCCCAGAAUAAGCAUCGGUUUGCCUUACCCUGGUUGGGAGAGGCUGGUGAAGAGGGUGGGACAGCCACAGAGGGAGAGAGAGACCCUCCGGCCUUUUCCUGCUCCUGUGGCCCCUUACACAGCAUCUCGUGUACCUCCCACAGUGCACCUCCUGAGGCAGCCUUGCCAGCUGCCAGUAUGGGAUUUGACCAGGCUUCUAGGAACUGGAGAAGCCCAGCUGCAGUCAACCCUCCAGGAGCUCAGACAGGAGCUGAAUAAUAAGUGGGGAGGGGAGAAGCCAAGCACAUGGGGAGAAAUAACAGGGUUGGGACCCUUGUGAGAGGAGCCUCGGGGUUGAGCUAGGCCCAGGUCAAAUGGAGCCCAAAUGCCAUGCUGGAAGCUCUGGCUGGUGGAUCUGACUGUCCUACUCAAAGCCCAACCCCACCCCUUACCCUCCGUGCAAAUGCCUUGGUGUAAAGUGUACACAACAGGAACAGCAAAUGCCUACUGAAGGUGCACCCUGUGAACCUGCACUAGGUUGGGGGUUUUUACCUAAAGAACACAGAUUCUUAUUGGAGGAGAAACACACUGAUCCCCAAAGGGUAGAACUAGGGACUGGAAAGCCUGGUAUCCCAGGAGGCAGGGAAUGGCUAGCAGGACCCUGAGCUGACAGGGAAGGAGGAGGGUGCUGAGGUUGGGGAGUGAGCCCUGGGGAGCCCCCAGGUAAGAAUAUCCCAUGUGCUGCCUCCUCUCCUGCUGCUGGAGUGCAGGCCACGUGCGCAGAUACACCACUGGCCUAUAGGACUCUGGGCAGUUCUUUUCACUUUCUGGACCUUAAUUUUCCCUUUAUGGAAGAAAAUGAAAACCAGGCCCCACCUGAGUUUGUUAUGUGUGCAGCAAAGAGGGAGGGAACCAAACCUACUCCUAAAAGAUGUGGCAAAUCUGAUUCACACCAAUAAGGCUGCCCAGCCUUGCAGAGGUGAGCUGUCACUCAGAUCUACUCCAAGCCUCUGCGUGUCCUCUCUCACACAGUGACCCUAGCCCAGCCCUCUUGCUAAGUGCUGCCCUCAGGUAUGAUGUGUCCCCUGGUCAGUGGUGUCCACGCGGGUGUCCCAACUCAGUACUUCUCAAGCUGCAGUUUGCAUUUCCUUUAUUUUCUGUGUUCUCAGUGAGUGAUCCCAGUGACCCGAGUGACCUCUGCUCUAUCCCCUGAGCAAGUGAUUUAACCUUCUAAGCCUCAGUUUCCUCAUUUAUAAGCAGAUAUCAGCACAGCAUCUCCUUCAAGGGGUUGUGGUGUGCUUUCAACAGGACAGGCACAUAGAACGCUUGGCCAAGUGUCCUCUCAGUAAGUGUCUGGGAUUAUGUGUGAGGAAUGCAGACAAUCCUGAAGAGAAUAGUUUUAAGCAAAGGAGUGCUAGCCAAUUCGGAAGAGAGAAUGAACACAAAUAACUCAUUCAUCAUUUCAUUCAUUUGCUGAACAAAUAAUUAUCAACAGCAUGAAAUAUAAGGCAAGCUCUGGGAGUUGGUACCCGGAAAACAAAGGCUGGCAAAACAGAGAAACCUGGAGCCUAGUGGGGUAGAGAGUCCCUGGCAUCACUUGGCAAGUACUGGAGGAGAGGUCUCAAAAGGGACAGAGGGACAUGCUGGGGGAGGGACCUAAGACCAGAUAUCAAGGCUGGCUUCAGACAGGAGGAAGCUGGGUUCUAAGGAACAAUGUGGAACUUGUUGGCCAAUGGCAGGAAGAGAGCAACCAGAGUGGAAUAUGGAGGUGGGGAAGCCUAGGAGACUUCAUGAUAAAGGGUGAAGAAUGCAGACCGAGAGGCAGGGUCGGGGGACUGUUACAGGACUUCAGAUGGGAAACAAGCAGGCACCAACAGGGCAGUGAGGGAGGCCAGGAGGAGAGCUUUGGGAACUAGGAAGGAGGCAGAAGCAACAACUUGGCUGUCAGGAGAAAGCAGGGGUCCCACUUGGGUGACUGAGAUAAAUCACUGAGAACACGGGAUGGGGAGAGUGAGUGGGAGGAUGAGGGAAGACUGAGUGGGGGGACGGGGAGAGUGAGUGGGAGCACCCACAGGGUUAGCUGAUGGGCUGCAUGUGGGGAAUUAAAUUAUUUGUAACAGUAUUUUUAUUUAACCCAGCACAUCCAAAUUUAUACCUGUUUCACUGUUUUAAUGUGGCUACUAGAAAUGUUUAAAUUACGUAUGUGACUCACAUUAUACUUCCACUGGAUGAUGCUAUUCUAGAUCUCUUCCUAUGCAUCAUGAAAGAAUGCUGCUAUACAUGCCUGCCAAGGCUUGGGUUCACAGGCGCAGGCGUUUCCCCCCCCCGCAGAAGCAAAGUCUGCCUCUCCAUAUUGGUGUUCCUUCCUUUUCACCUUAACACAUUAGGGUCUCUUUUCCAGAGAGUGUAAAUAAAUCUACCUCACCCUUUUUAAUAGCCAUUAUGCAAGUUGAGUACCCCUCACCCAAACAUCUGAAAUCCAAAAAUGUUUGAGCACCAACAGGACAUUCAAAGGAAAUGCUCCCACUGGAGUAUUUUAGAUUUCAGAUUUCCAGAUUAGGGAUACUUAGCCAGUAAAUACAAUGCAAAUAUUGAAAACAACAAAAAAGUCCAAAAUCCAAAACAUUUUUGGUCUAAACUGUUGGAUAAGGGAUACCCAACCUGUACAGAUAGGCCUAAUUCAUUCAUCCAGUUCCCUACUGAGGAACCUGAGGUUGAGGCAUGAGUUUGCUUUUUCAGACAAGGCUACAGGAACAUCCUGGGACUACUCACUGUGGGGUCUCCGUUCCGAGCUGCAGGCACGCUGGCCAGAGGCUGUGGGCACUGACAGUGUUACAGUGGAGGGCUCGGACUUGGAAGGCUUCUCGGGCAUGGUUAAGAGAUGUGGAUGGUGUCCUGCAGUCAGCAGGAAGCCACAAAAUAACUUAAUUUUUUUUAAUUGCUGACUUUGAAUAUUUCCUUCAUUAAAAAAGCAACAUAUUGUAAAUACAUUACAGACAAUUGGGGAGAAAAUAAGAAACCAUAAUUUUAUUGCACAAAUACAUUCUUCCUUUUAGUCUUAUUUUCUGGUAUGUUUUUAUUUUUGCUAAAUUGUAAUCAGAGUGCACAUCAAUUUUAGAUCCUGCUUUGUUCCUUUAAUGUUCCUGUGUGAGCAUUUUUCUAUGUGACCACAGACUCUUCCUAACACGUUUAUUUAGCCAAUCCCUUCAGCUAGACACUAGAGUCUUCUUCAGUUAUGUUUGAGCAGCUCAGAUGAUGCCUCUGCCUGUGACCCAAAAUGCCUUCUCUAAGGGUGCUUUCCUGGCAGCAUUCAACCAACCUCGUCUCGCUUGUGUAAGGGAAACAAGAACACACCCAUCAAUACAACCCCAUCCCCUCUAGCUGCCACACUGUCUCUUUCCUUGUGACAGCCCCACUCCCACCCCACCCAUGUGCCCCUCCUUAAGUCCUCUACCUGCUCAGUCUCCCUCCCAUUCCCACUUGGUCUGGGCCUGGGCCCUGGCCUCCUCUCUCUCUGGACUCUCUUCCUCUCUCCCAUGACAUCCCUGCCCUCCUGGUAAGUCGUAAAACUUUCUCCUGAGCCUGCCUGCCUUCUGGGCUUCAGCCCCCUUCCUCCAACCAGACUACCAAGCAUCUUCUUUGUGGUCCCCCAGCCCCGUCCCUCUAACCCAUUACCAAGUCUGGCCCAUGUGCCCUCCUAGACAGCCCUUCACCUAUUCCGCCCCAUCCAGCUACCAACACCCUGGUGUUGCUCCUGAUGCCUCCCAGGGGCUGGCACCUAACUCAUCUUCCUGCCUCCAGCAGUGCCUUCCCUGCCACCCCACCAUGGCCAGGCUCCAGAUUUCAGUGGGAAUACGUUAGGGUAGUGUGUGUGUGUGUGUGUGUGUGUGUGUUCACCUAACUCAUCUUCCUGCCUCCAGCCAUGCCUUCCCUGCCAACCCACCAUGGCCAGGCUCCAGAUUUCAGUGGGAAUAUAUUAGGGUUUUUUUGUUUUGUUUUGUGUGUGUGUGUGUGUGUGUGUGUGUGUUCAAAUAAAAAUCUGACUGAGUCACUCCCUAGAGGAAAUACCUGUUCCCCUGAAGUCCAAUCCUCCGAGCCUGAAAUUCGGGCCCCGGGUGACCUGGCCCGGCUCACCUGUGCACCCUCAUCCCUCCCUUCUCAUCUGCUACUACUCUCUACCCUGCAGUUCACAGACAUUCCAAGAGUAAGCCUUCCUCGAUUCUGCACAUUAUGGUUUCUUUUUCAUGAACUGCUCUUCCCCCUCCAUGCUUUCUUCACCUGAAGAACUUCUAUUAAUAAUUUUUUAGGUCCCAGCUUAGAAGUACCUCCUGCUCCAGGAGGCCCCGACUUCCUCCUCAUCUACCAAGACUCAGGUGCUUCCCUCCAAUUUGCCUUACAGCAUCUGGUCUUUUUCCCAAUCACAGAAUUCAUUGUGCUGUGUUCCAUGCAUCUAUUUUCAGUCUGUCAUGUGACCCAUUCCCUCACCCCUCCCCCACUACACCCACAUCUUCCUGGCUCCAUACCCUGAAGACAAGGUCUGUGCCUCAUUGACCUCCGAAUCCCCAACUUAGCAUAGUGCUUGAGGCUGAGCUUGUGUCCAAUAAAUAUAUUGUGAAUUCAGAACUUAACAGAAACUGAUGAACAUCUUGAUGCAUAAACUUUUCUCAUUCUGAAGAUUAUCUCCUUUGAACAGAUUCCCAGAAGCUGGGAAUUAUUGAAUCAAAGAAUAUUAAAUAAACACUUUCAAUUCCCAUAGCUUCAUAGCUUUCCAAAAGGCUGUGGCAAUUUACACUUCCACCAGCAAGUCUAAGAGUGCUGAUCUCACUGCAUUCUUGCAGCUUGGCUAUUCUCAUUAUGCCUUUUUUUAAAAUUAAGACAGAUUCUCCCUCUGUCACCAGGAGUCCAGUGGCAUGAUCAUAGCUCACUAUAACCUAUAACUCCUGGGCUCACGCGAUCCUCCUGCCUCAGCCUCCUGAAUAGCUGGGACUACACAUGUACACCAUCUGGCUCAUUUUUAAUUUUCUGCAGAGGUAGGGUCUUGCUGUGUCACCCGGGCUAAUCUCAAACUCCUGGCCUCAAGUGAUCCUCCUGCCUUGACCUCCCAAAACACUGGGAUUACAUGCACAAGCCCCUCCCAGCCCCAUUCUGUCUUUUUUUAAAGUGCUCAUUUUACAGGUAAAACAUACCACCACCUUGUUCUAAUUUGUAUGUCUUUGAUUACCAGUGAGGGUGAACAUUUUUCCAUAUAUUUGCCUAUUAAAUGCACUUCAUCUUUGAGGAUUUACCUGUUUGUAUGACAUGGAACCUGUUAAGGGAGGCUGACUUGUCAUGAGGUGACUCUGGGGCUGUGGAGGAAGUGACUAGGAGCAUGAAGAGUGCUGCUGCAAUGAUUCCGUGAUGGAGGAGUAGGCCAGGGUCACUCUGGGCCAUGGGGAAGAGCAGGAGGGGCAGACAUCAAGGAGACCAGGUCAACCUGGGACUGAAAGCAGGUGCAGAGCAGGAGGGGUGAGGGUGUACCCAGGUUUCCGGCUCGGCGUGGUGAACUGGAGGAGGUGCUGUGCUUGGAGACAGUGCGCAGGUGGAUCCACACACCUGCAAGGCAGUUCUCAGCACCCUUCACUAGACACACCUGCCGAGGAACAGUUACGUGGGGCAGCAGGAGAGGCAGGGGCAGGAGGGUCUGAGGCUGGCAGGCUUCUUGAAAGAGACCAGGGGAGCCAGGUUUUGAAAGGAUUUGUAGGGCAGGGAGUGGAGUCAGGAGGCUGCCCAGGGGACGAUCAGGGUGUGCUCAGCAUGCAAGGUUAUCAUGAGCUAAAGCUAAGUGAACUAUCGAAACAUAAGAGGCCUUGUUCUCAUUGCUUAGCUUGUGUGAAUGCAAUGACAGCCCUAAAGCAGGUAGUGUUCUUAUUAUCCCCAUCCUAUAGAUGACACUGAUGCGCAGAGGACCAGACCUUGCCAAGGGUCAGACAGCUGAGUGGUAGAGUUAGGAUUUGAACUCAGGGCUCUGGCCCCUUUGUCUGUGCUCCUCACCAUGUGGCUGCAGUUGCUCUAGAUAAGUGAGCACUCAGGAAGGCUGGGGGACAGUGGAACAAGCUCCCCAGAAGGAGCUUAUUAAGAUUCUCAGCAUUUGGGGCCCUUCCUGGAAAACAAUGAACUGUGGACAAAUCCCAAAGCCCAUUUGCUCUGAGCCAGGAACUGGGCUGCUGAGCUCUGCUUGGAGGAGUUCACCUGGCUUGGUGACUGGAGCCACCACAGACACCUGAUCUCUGACAACAGCCAGCCCAAUAACUCUUCUCUAAGUCCCAGACAGCUCUUAACCCUCAGUUACUGAGGCGAGAGGGUUGAUUGAGAGAGCGGCCAAGUUGGAGACAAGGCUGCGCAACAUAGCAAGACCUCAUUUCAAAUAAAAAGCAAUUAGGCAUCUAUAGUCCCAGCUGUACAGAAGGCUGAGGUGGGAGGAUAGCUUGAGCCCAGAAGUUCGAGGCCACAGUGAUCUGUGAUCACAUCACAACACUCCAGCAUGGGUGACAGAGUUAUGCGUGACAGAGUUAGGCUGUUUCUAAAAAAAAAAAAAAAAUCUCCAAUCUCCCCAUCACUGAGCCACAAACACCUGUGCAUCCUCUCCCGGCCUCUCCUGUCCAAGGUCAGUCCCACCCUCCACUCGGGAUAAGCACCUCAACCCCUAAUGUUAUCAUCCCCACAACCUGCCCAAGGUCAUGCCCUGCAGCACUGCUGAGGAAAACAAAGGAUUAGGCAUCUAAAGGUUCAUCCUAAGUGACCUGGUUAGCUACUGUGGAGGCCAAGGCAACUUCAUCUUGGAAGAUCAUCUGUCAUGUUGGUUUCUGAUGAACCCUGGUUCCAGGGAGCUCCCCAAGAUUUCCAGCAUAUCCACUGUUCUUUGUGUAAGAUCACAUACUUACUAUACAUCUUGCCCUUGGGUCAAAACAAAUCUGAUGUUACCAUACUUCACUUGUCCUACACAUCCCUUCUGAAGCACAUGCACCCUCUCUCUGUGGUACAUAAGCCCUGGGUCUGGGGGCCUGUAAGGUCUAUGGAUGUGCUUUGGUCAAGGAAUAGGCCGAGGCAGACAUCCGGGCCAGAGUGACUCAGUGAGUUUAGGGCACAGGAGCAUAUUCCACGUGUUAUGUAACCUGUUCAAGUUCAUACUUGGCUCUGAGCCAGUGUUGUCCAUAGAAGGUAUAACUGCGCUGCUGUGCAUGGGGCUCAGUUCAGUGCAGCAAGGCAUGGCACGGCACAGCUCAUGCACGUGCCCAGAGAGAGAAUAACACUACUAACCCCUGUAAGGGAGAGCCAGUCUCCUUGAAGGUGGGCAGGGAAGCCAGGCACUGGCUUAUGCCUAAGGGGAAGGAGUUAAGCUGCUGACCCUGACAGAGCUGGCCUUGCAGGCCAGGGAGUACAGCUGCAGACAUAGGGGCGUCAAGAACCUCAGAGACAGUUGUUGAGAGGAGCCACAGAGCCGGAGCAGAUGGCCAAGAUCAAGGUGGACAGUGAGAGAGCUAGUGUGAGUAAGCUGCUGCUGAGAGAGCUGCUGAAUAAAACUACCUAUCACCUGCCUACAGCCCCAAACUGUUCUUUCAGCUCUUUGCCCAUCCACCCACUCCCCUCAGACCUCAGCUGGGGCUGAAACCUGACAAGGGCGUAGUCAUGGCAUAACAAGGGUCAUGGCUCGGGGAUCCAUCAUCUGGUCUCACAGCCACCUGAGCCAUUUAAAUCCCUAUUAAAUAUUUCUUUCUAAGAAACUGGACUUGACAGCCUCUUCCUCUGUCCUCUCAGCUUCCUAAGACUUUGGGGGCAGGUUUGCAUAGGCCUGCCCCAUGUGAAACAGGUAUAUUAUGCUGUCUCCAAUCUAUAUCACCCUUGGCAGCUGACAAGGGUGAGGAAGUUCUCUGAGCACUGAGAUAAAAUAACCUCAAAGUAGAAAAUGAAAGGUUCAGAACACUGUGUCCACCGUGCUACCAUUUGUGGCAGGGUGGGGGAGAAGAGAGAGUAUUUGCUACCAUAUUUAUAUUUAUAUUUGCAUCCACAUUACAUAGACACAUAUGCAUAGACUGUCUCUUGAAGGACACACAAGAAACUGGUAACACUGGACACUUCCAUGCAGAGGAACUGGAUGGCCAGAAGUAGGAAAGACUUUUCAUGUAUGUCUGUGUAUAAAUAUGUGUGUCUAUACAUAUAUAUGAGUUGCUGAUGCCCUCCCCCCACCUCUGCCCCCAGGGCCUGGAAGAGAAUUUUCUGGCGGCAGAUCCUACCUGCACUUGGCCUUUUAGGCCUGUUCCUGUAUGGCCUCCCUAAAUUCAGGUACAAGCCCCUUUCCCCAGCACUUGAGGUGGGACCAGAGUCAGGGUUAAAGGGGAUCUGAGUGCCUCCUUGAUGGAUGAAGGGUGGUGGCUAGCUCAGCUCAAGUGUCCUUGUGAGCCCUCUCUCCUUGUAAGAAGCAAAGCCAGAGGGCUCCUGGGCAGGCUGACAUGCUUCUCACAGCUGCUCACCCCCUGCCAUAGACAUCUGGAAACCUUCAUCCCCAUGGGUGUCUGUCCUUCAGCCACAGUGUCGCUGCUGAGAGAUAACUUCACAGGUGCCCUGCGUCCCUGGGCCCGGCCUGAAGUUCUGACCUGCACCCCCUGGGGGGCUCCCAUUAUUUGGGAUGGCACUUUCGACCCAGAUGUGGCCCAGCGAGAGGCUAGUCAGCAGAACCUCACCAUUGGGCUGACUGUCUUUGCUGUAGGCAGGUACCUGGAGAAGUACCUGGAGCGUUUCCUGGAGACUGCUGAGCAACAUUUCAUGGUGGGCCAGCGCGUGAUCUACUACGUGUUUACCGAGCGGCCAGGCGCGGUGCCCCGCAUAGCGCUGGGCCCGAACCGGCGGCUGCGCGUGGAGCGCGUGGUGCGCGAGCGCCGCUGGCAGGACGUGUCGAUGGCGCGCAUGCGCACGUUGCACACGGCGUUGGGCGGGUGGCUGGGCCGCGAGGCGCACUUCGUGUUCUGCAUGGACAUAGACCAGCACUUCAGCGGCGCGUUCGGGCCCGAGGCUCUGGCCGAGUCGGUGGCGCAGCUGCACUCCUGGCACUACCACUGGCCGCGGUGGCUACUGCCCUUCGAGCGCGACGCGCGCUCGGCCGCCGCGCUGACGCGAGACGAGGGCGACUUCUACUACCAUGCAGCGGUGUUCGGGGGCAGCGUGGCGGCGCUGCGCGGGCUGACGGCGCACUGUGCGCUGGGCCUGGCUUGGGACCGCGCGCGGGGUCUGGAGGCGCGCUGGCACGACGAGAGCCACCUCAACAAGUUCUUCUGGCUGCACAAGCCCGCCAAGGUGCUGUCGCCCGAGUUCUGCUGGAGCCCCGACAUUGGCCCGCGGGCCGAGAUCCGCCGCCCGCGCCUGCUCUGGGCACCCAAGGAGUACCGGCUGCUGAGGAACUAGCGCCGCCGCGGGCCCAGCGGGCCCGGUCCCGCUACCGUUCCGGGCGUCUUUGGCCCCGGGAAGGUGUGGAGUAGGAGUCACCAGAGGAAGAGAUCCUGAAACCGGGCGGGCCCCUUCUGGAUGCUGAUGGCGCUCUGGAGGGCAGAGAGAUACUGGAUGCAAAAACUCUACCCGCUCCGUGUGUGCCCGUCCGUGGGAGUGGGAGAAGGAGCUCCUUGCCUUUGGGGAGCUCGUCACUUGAAGAGAAAAAUCCCCUUCCUUUACUUUAGCAGUGAGCGAGACACAACUACAGUAGUGCCUCGAUCGAGGAGCCUCUCUAGACCUUUCACCUCGACCCUGAGGAAUGCAGCUGGUGUCUCUGGAGAUGUUUUAGUCCCACCUGCCUCCCUCCACCUCUUUUUUUAAUUACGGAGACUGAGGCACAAAGAGGGACCAUAACUGCCCAAGGACACAGAGGGUCUGAGUCACUGUGAUGUCAGCGACUGGAAAGGUGUGGCUGGCCCCUUGGGAUGCCUCUGGGCAGGAGCCACAGGAAGAAACACAGGUGGCACCCCGUCAUUGGCUCUGCCCUUUUACCUCCCCUGCCCAUAAACAUGGUUUGUACAUA